Messenger RNA from Drosophila subobscura, 4076 nucleotides. It is a transcript of the gene egg, whose product is annotated as histone-lysine N-methyltransferase eggless. Lineage: Eukaryota; Metazoa; Arthropoda; Insecta; Diptera; Drosophilidae. The transcript has 8 exons. The record is from RefSeq and is a predicted model, not a curated record. Bases 140 to 4048 code for a protein of 1302 amino acids. Gene Ontology annotation, molecular function: protein binding; DNA binding; histone H3K9 methyltransferase activity. Gene Ontology annotation, cellular component: nucleus. Gene Ontology annotation, biological process: negative regulation of gene expression; heterochromatin organization.
GCAAUUUUGUUUACCGUCUCAUCUCUGCGGCCAACCAAUUUCGCUGUAGCGAUUAAAUAUCAAAAAAAAAAAAAAAAUUUGUUAUUUUUGCGUUUGUGUGCUAAAAUCUUUUCAAAGAGUUUGAAGGAGUUGUUAAGCCAUGGCUGAGUCCGCUGCCAUGGACAUUUUGGACAGCCCGGAAGCCUCUUUGAGUGAGGCUGCGACAGCUAUUGUGGAGGAAGAAAAAAACGCGCAGCCACCGGCAACCGGCGAGAACUGCUCUGCAUCGCCAGAGAAAAUUGCAAAAAUGGAUGUGGAUACUGAAAUGAAGGAUCUGACUAUUGACAUUCCAAAAUCGAGCAAAGCGCUAGAGAAGGAUCCGGAGGCACUUGAGGAGGCCAAGGAUCUCGAAGCCGACAGUAGCUUCGAGUUGCUGAGUAGCCCCACACCGGCAGAGGCUUUGGCGCCAAGAACAGAGUCGGCCAACAGUGUAGAGCUCCUCGAGAGUCCCCUCAAGUCGCCUUCCUCAAACGACGUAAACGAGGAGGAGUUACUGCCCCUUGAAGAGGAUGAGGAGCAAAAACCAGGCGCCACCAAGAAGUCUGAGCUAAAGGAAAGUGAAACCGACAGCAAGGAGAGCAAGGAAAGUGACGCCUUGGCUGACAGCAGCAUUGAACUAAUCAGCAGUCCAACUUCAGAUGAUUCCCUUGCCAAGGAAAAGGAGGUGGUGCCGCCAGAGACUGCAUCAAAACCUGACGACAGUAUUAAAAUGGAUGAUGACACAGCCAUGGCAGAAGAUGUACCAGUGGCCAGCCCAAAAGCAGCCCAAGAAGCAAAGGACAACCAAAAGUCUUCCGAAGCUACAACUCAGUUGGAGUCGCCAGUUGAUUCCAAGGUGAAUGGAGUGCCAGUCGAGCCAAAAGUUAAACCAAAAGAUAAUGUCGACUCAAUGGAAAUCGACGAAUCUCCCAGUGACGCCCCCAAAGAAGCUCUCGCGGUUGUGCUAGAAAUUGGUAAUCCGCCAAAGAAAGACGAAGAGGAGGAGCCCAAAGGCGACUUUGCCUGGGACGGGGUGAUCUCCUACAACAAGGAUUGCAUUAACUGCAACUGCAAGCGGCGACACAAGCAGUAUGUGCUGGCAUGCGUGGCUAUCCUGAACUUCUACAAGGCUCCGAGGAAGUUGCAUAAGACGCAGUACAUAUGCAUGGGCUGCUACGACACAGCCGUGGACACCUAUGAGGAGUACGCCGGUCUUCUGUUGGCGAAGCAGCCGCUGUUGCUGAGGGAAUUCAAGCAGGAGCAGGCUGACUUUGUGACCCUGGACAGCAGCGACGAGGAGGAGGAUGAAAAGCCACCAGAAAAACCCGAGUUUUCCAAGAAUGUAUUGAAUCUAAUCGAGAACGAACUGGAAGAUGCCAUUAAGAAGACGCUAAAUAUGGUGGACUUUGAAAAGCAACUCAACUGGUCAAAGUCCAUCAUUGAAGCCAGAAUGGAGCGCUUGGGGCAGGAGUUCGAGGAGGUGGACCUGAAGCUGGCAAAGGUCCAAAGUUUGGCGGACAAGAUGCACUGCUCCGUAUACAACUCAUGCCAGGUGGUGCACAAGCAAUUGCCGCCCCUGGAUCUCCACCAGAAUAUCUGCACCAGUGAUUAUAAACGCCUGCAACACCUGCCUGCAGCUGGUGAAAUCGAACGGCCGCCGAUCGAGGUGGGGGAAACCUACUACGCCGUGAAGAACAAGGCCAUUGCCAGCUGGGUGUCUGUCAAUGUGGUGGAGAUCUGCGACACCACCACCGCCGGAGGUGUCACCGUGAAGGCCUAUAAGAUCAAGUAUCAGCACAUGCCCUAUCCGAUGAUGAAGACGGUGACGGCAAAGCACUUGGCCUACUUUGAUCCGCCGACAGUGCGUCUGGCCAUUGGCACCCGCGUGAUCGCCUUCUUUGACGGCACACUGGUGCGUGGCAAGGAGAAGGGCGUGGUGCAGAGCGCCUUCUAUCCGGGCAUCAUUGCCGAGCCCCUGAAGCAAAACAAUCGCUUUCGCUAUCUGAUAUUUUACGACGACGGCUACACCCAGUAUGUGCACCACAGCGAUGUGCGCCUGGUGUGCCAGGCAUCUGAAAAGGUGUGGGAGGAUGUGCACCCCGCCUCGCGCGAUUUCAUCCAGAAGUACGUGGAGAAGUACGCGGUGGACAGGCCCAUGGUGCAAUGCACCAAAGGACAGAGCAUGAACACCGAGUCCAACGGCACCUGGCUGUAUGCCCGCGUCAUUGAGGUCGACUGCAGCCUGGUGCUGAUGCAGUUCGAGGCCGACAAGAACCACACGGAGUGGAUAUAUCGCGGCUCGCUGCGCUUGGCCCCCGUCUUCAAGGAGACGCAGAAUUCCCUGAAUGCCGACAGUGCCAUCCACCAGAUGCGGGUCCCUAGACGCACUGAACCCUUCAUACGUUACACCAAGGAGAUGGAGUCGAGCAACAGACAGGUGGAUCAAAAGAUACGUGCCAUAGCCCGCAAAAGCACCGCGAAAUCAGGAUCGACAAGCUCAUCGUCUGCAUCCCCUUCAGCGGCAAUGGCAUCCGCCUCCGCUGUCCGUCACCUAAACAACUCCACCAUCUACGUGGACGACGACAUCCGUCCCAAGGGCCAGGUGGUGCACUUCACUGCCAAGCGGAAUCUGCCGACGAAGGAUUUUAAGACCCACAAAUGCAACCCGGGCUGUCUCUUCACGGUCGUGCAUCGUCUGGACAGCUACAGUCCGCUGUCCAAGCCACUGCUGUCGGGAUGGGAGCGCAUGAUUAUGAGGCAGAAGACCAAGCGAACAGUCAUCUAUCGCGGUCCGUGUGGCCGGACUAUGCGCAACAUGGCCGAAGUGCACCACUAUCUGCGGGUCACCAAUAAUAUCCUCAAUGUAGACAACUUCGACUUCACUCCAGACCUUUGUUGCCUGGCCGAGUACUACAUCGAAUCGACCAUCGUCAAGGAGGCGGACAUCUCCAAGGGGCAGGAGAAGAUGGCAAUUCCCCUGGUUAACUACUACGACAACACUCUUCCGCCGCCCUGCGAAUACGCCAAACAGCGCAUUCCGACCGAGGGCGUGAACCUGAAUCUCGACGAGGAGUUCCUUGUGUGCUGCGAUUGCGAGGAUGAUUGUUCGGACAAAUCGAAGUGCGCUUGCUGGCAGCUGACCGUGACCGGCGUCCGGUACUGCAAUCCCAAGAAGCCUCUUGAGGAGAUCGGCUACCAGUACAAGCGUCUGUACGAGGGCGUGCUGACGGGCAUCUACGAGUGCAACUCGCGCUGCAAGUGCAAGAAGAACUGUCUGAACCGUGUGGUCCAGCACUCGCUGGAGAUGAAGCUGCAGGUGUUCAAAACCUCGAACCGUGGCUGGGGUCUGCGCUGUGUCAACGACAUUCCCAAGGGCGCCUUCGUGUGCAUCUAUGCCGGCCACUUGCUGACUGAGGCGAAGGCCAAUGAGGGCGGCCAGGAUGCAGGGGACGAGUACUUUGCCGAUCUCGACUACAUUGAGGUGGCCGAGCAGCUGAAGGAGGGCUACGAAUCGGACGUGGAGCGCUCGGACCCGGACCCCGAAGACGACAGUUACGGCCCCGAUGCGGAAGACGACGAUGACUUCCGACCCAACAACUAUUACAUUAAGAAGAAGGACAGGCUGCGCUCCUCACGCAGCAACAGCAGCAGCACGCAGAACACCGAAUUGGACUCGCAAGAGCGGCAAGUAAUUAGCUUCAAUCCCAACACUGAUCUGGAUGAAACAGUGCGUGAAAACUCUGUGCGCCGCUUCUUUGGCAAAGACCAGACCCCCUUCAUCAUGGACGCCAAGACAACUGGCAAUUUGGGACGCUACUUCAAUCAUUCGUGCAACCCCAAUCUGUUUGUGCAGAAUGUCUUUGUGGAUACCCACGAUCUGCGCUUCCCCUGGGUCGGCUUCUUUGCCUCCUCGCACAUUCGCUCCGGCACCGAGCUGACCUGGAACUACAACUACGAAGUGGGCGUGGUCCCCAAUAAGGUUCUCUACUGCCAGUGCGGUGCCGCCAACUGUCGCGUUCGCUUGCUCUAAUUCUACAACACACAUAGUCAGAAGCCCC